Molecule: messenger RNA, 3672 nt
Organism: Pseudophryne corroboree (corroboree frog)
Lineage: Eukaryota; Metazoa; Chordata; Amphibia; Anura; Myobatrachidae
Gene: ST3GAL6
Product: ST3 beta-galactoside alpha-2,3-sialyltransferase 6
Exons: 12
Coding region: 285-1355 (356 amino acids)
Biological process (GO): glycolipid biosynthetic process
Molecular function (GO): beta-galactoside alpha-2,3-sialyltransferase activity
Source: RefSeq, a predicted model, not a curated record
GCCCCCAAUGCAGGCGCCUCCUCCUCCUCCCUAUCUCGGCUACGGCGUGCAGUAGCCUGCCUGAACUGUGGAGAAACACCUCUCUACUCCCCUCAUUCCACACCACACCGAGCUGCCUGUUAGCUAGCGGACCCUGGCUCCGGUGAACAGCCUUCUGCACCGCAAGAUCUCAAAAUUGCGAUUCAAUGUGGACUUAUUCUGUGCCCAAGGACAGGCCAAGAGCUUGCUAUGAAGAUUUGACCGGUUCAAAUUAGCUGUUCCAUCCCGGUCGAGGGUUUUGUACCAUGUAUCAGGGUAUUUUAGUCAUGAGAAAGUUCCUGUUUGUUGGAAUAGUUUUCGCGGCUUUACUUCAUUUCAUGCUCCAUAUAUUUGUUCAAAAGAAAACCAUUUCUACGUCCAUUGUGCCUCUACAAGAGCCUUACACAACACUCAAACCGUCGACUGCAGACUCUCUCAACAGUGCACUAAGGUUUCCAACAGACCCAGUUAAAGACUACAAGUCAUGUUACAAUGAAAAGUUCCCGCUAAUAUUAAACAUAUCUGAGAUCACGCCUUUUCUGUGUGAUGACUACUUGAAACAAUCUGCAGUUCAUGGGUUUAAUAAAGUUGACCUACCUUAUGGAACCCGGAGAGGAGACAGGUAUUUUGAUAUGGCUCUAAAGAAACUUCCAAAAUGUGACCUCCCAGAUGACAUCAAGAACAUAUCCUGUAAGAAAUGUGUGGUAGUCGGAAAUGGAGGCAUCCUGCGAAACAGCACUUUAGGGAAGACCAUCGAUAGAUAUGAUGUAGUAAUAAGGAUGAACGAUGGUCCCGUACUAGGUUAUGAAGAGGACGUCGGACAAAAGACUACUUUCCGCCUCUGUUACCCAGAGUCCAUCUUUUCAGACAGUUUGCACUAUGAUCCCAACACGACAGUGGUGCUUAUGAUGUUCAAGCCACAUGAUGUAAAAUGGCUGUCAGAAUUACUCUUACACAGGAGAGUGAGCACUUAUGGAUUUUGGAGAAAACCUGCCUUGAAUUUAAUUUACCAACCUUCUCAGCUGAGAGUACUCAACCCUGUCAUCCUUCGGCGAGUAUCUCAAAAUCUGUUGAAUUUUCCAACAAAUUUUCCAAAGACAGAAAAGCCAAAGCACCCGACAACUGGAAUUAUUGCCAUCGCAUUGGCAUUUCACAUAUGCAAUGAAGUUCAUAUAGCAGGAUUUAAGUAUAACUUAACAGCCUUGAAUAGUUCACUUCACUAUUAUGGAAACGAAACAAUGUCUGUAAUGGCACAGAAUGAAUAUCACAAUAUAUCGGUGGAGCAGAUGUUUCUUAAGGACCUCAUUGAACAAAAAACUAUCAUAAAUUUGACGUAAUGAAAUCCGUAUACUGGGAAUGUUAUCCCGCCAAAAAUAAACACUGCUUAGUGCACGGUAUUAACAAUUUUUUUUUUUUAAACCAAGAAAGUAUAUAUAGAAAAAUAUUUUUUUUGGAAGAACUGAAGUCCAGAAGGAAUUUUUUUGAUGCGCAUUACUUCUUUAGAAAAAAACAAAAACUCUUUCUGGGACCAGUGAUAGGAUCCCAUGGUUCUUUUCGUCCUAGACUAUGAAGCACAAAGACAUGCAAUGUGUUUUUUUUUUUUUUUUUUUUGUUUUUUUUUUUUUUUGUUUAUAUGAUUGUAAUGAGAAAUGCUUUGGAGAAAUGUACCAUAUAGUGAACAUUUUUAAAUUUUUUUUGUUCAAUUGUUAAUUAUUCUGUUUGAAUGGAGUUUGUGGCGAAUGUUCUGUUAAAAGUUAUAAAGGCUAAUCUAAUAUUAGGUUAACCUUUUUGUGUUGUACAGGUCAAUUUUCAGUGCUCUUAUAGACCGCGAUGUAUGCUGAAUCUAGGCAGCCGAAUGUUCAUCAGGUACAUCUGUAACCUGGCAUACAUGGUCUUCACAUCACUGCAAUUUUGUAAUGUGUCUUGUUGUUUUAUAGCUGCUGUGCUCCUAAGUUUCAAUGGGUUUAAAUACCUAAAGAAGAACUCCGCUCUAAAGCCUUUUGUAGCCCCUACAUUGCUUUCUAGCCCCAGGACCCGUGCGAUCCUGUCAUCUCCUCUAAUUGAUUUUCAACUUGGCUGAUUUUAAGGAGAAGUGUGAACGAAAACUCCAUCCAUGUGGUAGUGAUGUCACAGCAAUUCAAUUAGCCCAAUCAGCCAAUACCCUACUCUUUCAAACAUCUUGUAGCUCCCUGCCAUGGAAACCUCACUGAUCCCCAGACCUAUUAAUAGGGGGUUCAGUAAGGUUAUAUGGUUCAUAGUUGAGGUUCCCUUUUUAAAAUAAAAAUUACAAACUAACAAAAAAAUGUGUGUUCCCUGUUGACACAAUUUGCCAUAAGGAAUAAAGCCAUAUUUCUGCCAAAAGUGUUAAUAACAUUUUCAGUAAAUAAAAAGUUCAGUGGUUUAAGUGAGUCUUCAUAGCUAAACAUCUACAUUAGAUAUACUAGUUAAAACAGGUGUUGUGUUCCCACCUGAAAAGCAUACUUGUACAUGUAGCCAUCCAUUGCAUCACACGCACUGGAGGCAGCCAUUUUGUGAGAGCCUAUCCAUUCUCUUGGAGCUUUUAGAGGUAGUGCCUCAGUGAUGAUGCUUACUCCUAGUUAUUGGGCAGACUUCACUUUCACCUAUGUUGGUGCAGCAAACAACAUGACUGCUUCUACUGUGUGUUUGCGGGUUGGGUACGAAAUCACAGCAGUCGGGAUCCCAACAGUCAGAAGACCAAAAGUGGAAUCCCGAUGGCCAGAAUCUUGUCACAUCCCAGUAAGUAUUUUUACCCUAACCCACUCCUCCCGCAACCUAACCCUAACCUCCCCCAUCUGCAGCCUAACCAUAUCCCCCUCUACUGCUUAAUCCCUAAUAGUCCCACCCCUACCUGCAACCUGUGUCGGGAUUCUGACCUUUGGGAUCCCGUUACUGGCUUGCUCACUGUCUGUUCCCGACUACCAAGAUUUUAACCACAUCCCAUGUGCACAUCAGUGGGAGUCUGCGCCCAUCAUCUACUGUAUAAAAACAUUAAUCUUAUUUGUGACCUUACAUUAUAAUCUGAAUAGCCAACUUGUCUCACUGACUACUCUGUUCACACAACAUUAAGUAUUGUGUUUCUGCUAGAGCUGGGUUUAAUUUUCUUUAGUGAUGAUAUACUUAUCUUCACAUUUGUAGAGAUGUUUUUUAUAACUAUGUUCCUCUUUAAAAAAAAAUACAUUGAUCUCAUGCUUGUGCUUAUUCAGAAUUUAUAUGUUGUAAUUUCGCAUCUGUUUUGUUUUUUUGUUUUUUUCUAUUUAUUACAAAACUUACAAAAGUUCUGUUUAUCAUUUACCCUUAUAACAUAAUUGCAUGUGCGCUCACUAACAGCAGCCUUUACUGGGUGCGUAUGAAACAGUUGCAUAUAUUCAUGAAUCUACCCAUCCCACCUACUCCAUAAACUCACCGGAGGUCAUUUACGAAGCACAGCAGACGCACGCAACAAGACUCUAUGGUAUUUGCAUCAGUGUGCCUUGGCGGUCUGCGUAGCGCACUCUCCAUUCUUAGAAGACACCUACGCAACCUGCUGCGCUUGGGAUGAGGAUGGGCAAGUUUCAGAGGCACAUUGUGCAAAACUGUUACAUCAGAUUUCACUUUAGUGAAAAUAAAACAAGCUUUUCUGUUUUUCAAUUAAAA